Molecule: messenger RNA, 1629 nt
Organism: Striga hermonthica
Lineage: Eukaryota; Viridiplantae; Streptophyta; Magnoliopsida; Lamiales; Orobanchaceae
Source: the annotation of a GenBank genome assembly
AUGGCUAUAGAUCUAGAGAAGAUUGAAAUGGAAGGUCUAGACGAAGAUAGGAAGAAAAGGCUGGCUUCUCUCAAGAAGGCGGCCAUUAAUGCCUCUAGCAAGUUCAGAAACUCUUUGAACAAGCGGGGAAGGAGGAGCAGCCGAGUCAUGUCGGUUGUUCUUGAGGACGAGCACGAUGCCGAGGAGCUUCAAGCGGUCGAUGCCUUUCGCCAGGUCCUCAUCCUUGAGGAGCUUCUCCCCGCCAAACACGACGAUUAUCAUAUGUUGCUCAGGUUUCUGAAGGCUAGGAAAUUCGAUAUCGAGAAAACAAAGCAGAUGUGGGCCGAUAUGCUUCACUGGAGGAAGGAUUUUGGUGCCGACACCAUUAUGGAGGACUUUGAUUUCAAGGAGAGAGACGAGGUUGUUAAAUACUACCCACAAGGGCAUCAUGGGGUGGAUAAGGUCGGUAGACCCGUCUACAUAGAGAGGCUCGGCCAAGUGGACGCCACUAAACUCAUGCAAGUGACGACUUUGGAUAGGUAUCUUAAGUACCAUGUUCAAGAGUUUGAGAGGACAUUCAUCGACAAGUUCCCGGCAUGUUCGAUUGCGGCGAAAAAACAUAUCGACCAGAGCACGACCAUUUUGGAUGUCCAAGGAGUGGGUUUGAAAAAUUUCAAUAAAGCCGCUAGGGAACUAAUUCAGCGCCUUCAGAAGAUUGACGGUGAUAACUAUCCUGAGGUUUUGGGUAACAAAUACCAAAGCAAGCUGCUUGAGAUCAUCGAUGCAAGUGAGUUACCGGAGUUUUUGGGAGGCACGUGCACUUGUGAGGAUAAAGGUGGUUGUUUGGUCUCGGACAAGGGCCCAUGGAAUGAUACUGAUAUUAUGAAGAUGGUCCGAAAUGGAGAACAUAAAUGCUCGAACAAAAUGGUCAUUUCAUCUAUGGAUGAGAAGAUGAUUUCGGAAGAUGAGAAUGUUCCAAAGAGAAACAACUCCUUCGACUUGAAAAGCGAUUCCAAGAGAGCUUUCAGCCGGGACUUUACAGCACAGACACACCUUUCUCCGGUUCCUGAAGAAGUGAUCAAAAGUUCUCCUAAGGCAUUUGAACCAAAUGAAUACAUCCAAACAGUGGACAAAUCCGUAGCCGCAAAUUGGCAAAAGGCGGCAAAUAAGAAUUUAGCACUCACUAAAGCCUCGGAUAUUUAUUCGGUGUACAAAGCCUCAGAGAAAAACAGCAACCACCUGUUUACGGGGGUGCUGACGUUCGUUAUGGGGGUGAUGACGAUGGUUCGGAUGACCCGUAACAUGCCCAAGAAGCUAACGGAUGCCACACUCUACUCGAGCUCGAUAUGCAGUGGUGACGAGGCAGUCAAGAACCGGGCCCACAGGUUCGAGUCACCAGAUGCCGCGAUCUCAAGGGCCGAUUACUUGAUCAUGAUGAAGCGAAUGAACGAGCUUGAGGAGAAGGUCAGCCACCUCAGCGCCAAGCCCUCGUCCAUGCCGCCCGACAAGGACGAGCUCCUCACUAAUACCUUGAACCGGGUCGAGGCCCUCGAGCAAGAGCUCUCAGAUACCCGAAAGUUCUCAUUAGUUCCCAAGAAAUCUUUGUUUGGUUUAUACUUUAGAACGAUCACUGGAUCCUUUGACGAUUAG